Thlaspi arvense is the source of this 225-nucleotide messenger RNA. NCBI's taxonomy places the organism in Eukaryota, Viridiplantae, Streptophyta, Magnoliopsida, Brassicales, Brassicaceae. The record is from the annotation of a GenBank genome assembly.
AUGGUUGCGAACUCUAGUUCAUGGUCCAAUGAUUCAGACAUCACUGCAAUGCAACAUGAAAGUGAUGAUUCUAUUGUUCAAGAUGAUUCGUUGAAUGUUGAGACACUAACAUAUCUACAAGGCGAAGCAGAAGAUCUUGAUGAUCCAGAAGUAGUAGCAGAAAUUGGAUCAGACGUUGAAGAUGGAAAUUCUGAUAUCGAAUUAUCUAGUGAUGAAUCUGAAUAA